Messenger RNA from Topomyia yanbarensis, 1646 nucleotides. RefSeq lists its product as uncharacterized. Bases 110 to 1603 code for a protein of 497 amino acids. NCBI's taxonomy places the organism in Eukaryota, Metazoa, Arthropoda, Insecta, Diptera, Culicidae. The record is from RefSeq and is a predicted model, not a curated record. The transcript is spliced from 3 exons.
UGCGCUUAGUAUGCCAAAAUACUGUCGGCAGCUGGGCGUGAUUGAUUGUACACUGUAAAGGUUUGCAGUAGCGGAAUUGUGUGAAUAUUUUUCACAACAGGAAGUGGGUAUGAAUCCAGUACUAGUUUUGGCUAUUUGCUGUGCGGUGGCUAAUAAAUUUUAUUACGUACGAGCCCAGCCGAAUAUUUUCGAACAAGGCCUUAGUGUUUUGGCUGGAGCGGUUGCCAGGGGAAAGGAAAUCAUUGAGCAUGGUGUCAAUGUUAAAUCCGAACGAUCAGAAAGCUUUGAUUUCUUUGGUUUAAAGCUUGGCACAAACAACGGCAUCAACACAGGAUUCGGGGAUUCCGCGACGGAAAAAUCUUUGAGUAGCGCUGAAGAUGACUUGGUACGCAAGAAGCGUUCGUUAGGAUUGCUCCGCCCAAUCGGAAUUCUUACGAACACAGCGGCUGGGGCUAACAUUAAUUUGGUGACGAUCAAUUCGGUCAUUAACAUAAACAACAACUACGGAUCGGCUACGGAAGCAAGUACUACCGCUUCUUCGAAGCGUAAGAGACGUAUAAUAUCUGAACACGAUUCUCCGAAAAUUUUAGAAACAAUUGAUGAAACAAUUUCUUAUUUUACCACUAAGAGUGAGCUCAAAUUUGAUGGUAAUCUUAACGGAAUUUCAGUUGAUGAAACCCGUGGAGUGCGUUUAAAUAGACUUCUCCUAAACAGGAAUCCGCGGAACGAUCAUUUCAUCCGUAACAGAAGAUCACUUAUUCAGCGCUCAGUUAUGAAUCCGAAAUCGAUUGAACAAAUGAAGAAGUACAGUCUUGAACAUAAACCAGGAUUAUCAACGUUCAAACAGUCAGUGCAGAAACUCGAUUCCUAUGAUAACUUCGAAACUCUAACUCAAGCAGGCGAAUCCCACUUCAUCCGAUCGAAACGAUCGCCUCAGCAAACCACCACCGAUGUAAGUGUACCGGAAGGUUCAACAGAACGACCGCGAGGUGGACCACGAAGGGAUGGGCCACCUCCGGGUCCUGGUCGUCAUGGGGGACCUCCGGGUGCCCACGGUAAGGGCAAACAUCAUGGUGGACCCUGUGGUUGUAGAGGACAGGAUCCACCACCUCCACCUGGAGAAAACGAUGGUGGUGAAGUCAUAGAAGCUGAACUUGAGACGAUGCAGAAUGGUACCAAACAAAAGCGAGAAAUAGCCGGUUCGGAUUCAGCUGGACCAAAUGGGACCGGUUUCGAUUCGGGACGAUCUUAUAGUUCUGAUUCGAGUGGCGAUGACAGUGAAGAGAGUGCGUCCACGGAGGAAUAUAUAAGCUCUGAAAUGAUUGAGGGGGACGGCGCAAGCAAAAAGAAACAACCGCGGAAUAAACGAUCACCCUGCGGUAAAGGUGGUCGGAUGACAUCUACCGCUAUGCCCGAUGAUUUGCAGAGAACGAAAAGAGAUGUUUCUCCGGAGGAGGGUGCAGAGAAAGCAAGUUCGUGGUUUUCAUCAAUUAUAGAUGUUAUAGUGAACUCUGCUAAAAAACUGGCAGAAGUAACGAGGAAAGUUUUUGCUAGAGAUAAGCCGGACCAGAUGGAGGCUAACCCGGAUGCAGAGACAAUAUAAUGUUUUUCUUGUGUGUGUACCUAAUUAGAUACAGUUUAGCAAA